Messenger RNA from Populus nigra (black poplar), 1393 nucleotides. Its product is annotated as GDSL esterase/lipase At1g33811. The record is from RefSeq and is a predicted model, not a curated record. Gene Ontology annotation, molecular function: hydrolase activity, acting on ester bonds. The coding region runs from base 54 to 1157 and encodes 367 amino acids. The transcript has 5 exons. Lineage: Eukaryota; Viridiplantae; Streptophyta; Magnoliopsida; Malpighiales; Salicaceae.
AUCACCAUGAGGAUACGUACCUUCAUAUAUCAUAAUCAAGCAUAAGGGGAAACAUGAGGAGUUUCAGUGCAGAUUUGGUUUUGUCAGUCACUUUACUAUUAGUGUUGUUAGCCACUCGAGCUUGUGCACAGCCACAGCAAGGCCAAGUACCUUGUUUUUUCAUUUUUGGGGACUCAUUGGUAGAUAAUGGAAACAACAACAGGUUGGUUACACUUUCUAGGGCCAAUUACAGGCCUUAUGGCAUUGAUUUUCCGCAGGGUGUCACUGGUCGAUUUACCAAUGGUCGAACAUAUGUCGAUGCCUUGGCUCAACUUUUUGGGUUUCGAAAUUACAUCCCACCCUAUGCGAGAACCAGGGGCCCAGCGCUAUUAAGGGGAGUGAAUUAUGCGUCUGGAGCGGCUGGCAUCAGAGAUGAAACUGGAAACAAUCUGGGGGGUCACACCUCAAUGAACCAGCAAGUAGCCAACUUUGGCAUGACAGUGGAACAAAUGAGGAGAUAUUUCAGAGGAGAUAACAAUGCACUCACUAGCUAUUUAAGCAAAUGCAUCUUCUAUUCUGGGAUGGGAAGUAAUGAUUAUCUCAACAACUAUUUCAUGUCCGACUUCUACUCAACUAGCCGUGAUUUCACUUCAAAUGCUUUUGCGGCUGUACUUCUUCAGGAUUACACUCGUCAGUUGACCCAACUAUAUGCCUUGGGAGCUCGGAAGGUGAUUGUAACUGCAAUUGGCCAAAUUGGCUGCAUUCCAUAUCAGCUCGCCAGGUAUAAUGGUACCAACAGCCGCUGCAAUGAGAAAAUCAACAAUGUUAUUUCUUUAUUCAACUCAGGGCUCCUCAAGCUAGUUCAAAAUUUCAACAAUGGCCAAUUGCCUGGAGCCAAGUUUGUUUACCUCGAUUCGUAUAAAAGCUCUAAUGAUCUGUCUCUCAAUGGAACCUCCUUUGGAUUUGAAGUAAUAGACAAGGGAUGUUGUGGAGUGGGGAGGAACAAUGGGCAGAUAACAUGUCUUCCUCUUCAACAGAUAUGCCAGGAUCGCAGUAAAUACUUAUACUGGGAUGCCUUUCACCCGACAGAAGUGGCAAACAUCUUACUCGCUAAAGAAACAUAUAAUUCACAGACUUACACUUAUCCAAUGAGUAUACAACAAUUGACAAUGCUAUGAGAGAGGGAUCAAAUUCAACUCUUUAUGCCCGUCUUCCUGUGAUAGCACUACUACAUAUGUUUGGUUGGUUUUUAGUAUUUUGUUCGAAGCUAUUGAGUUAAUGCUUAAUGUUAAUGUGUGGAAGAUGGUGUAAUUGUUUCCUUGUUUCUUAACACCAAUUCAGUGCUUCCAGCUUCCAUUCCUUCUGUAAUAAAUGUGGUGAGAUUGAGAUAAUAAAAGCAAUUGAAAUUUCCUAA